UGCCCACCGAAGUUCACUCCUCCCGACAAUAAGAUGAGCUUCCACCUCCUCAGCACCCAACUCCGUGGCAAAACGAGCAAGUAGAUGGAUACUAUGCAGGGCCAACAGCGGCGCAGUCUGCGUGCGUGCGGUGGCAAGGACAACACAACACAACACGGCACGAGUCCGCAAGGACUUCUCCGGCACAAACGAGGGAGGGAGUCUCCACCGCGGCAGACUCGGCGUGCUAUGGAGGGAGGACGAAGCGGCAAAAGUCGGCGGCCCAGUGUGAGGGCAGGCAAGGCAAGGUGGGAUUUGGGACAUGACAAUCACAGGUGAUGGAGUUCUUUUUGGUUCCAACCAAUCCACCAACUCAAAACAACAUACUGUCCAUCUCUACAUUCUGUCUUGCACACAGCUAUCAUGAAUAUCCAAUAUCCUCGAUUCUCG
Messenger RNA from Zymoseptoria tritici IPO323, 429 nucleotides. RefSeq lists its product as uncharacterized. The transcript has a single exon. Lineage: Eukaryota; Fungi; Ascomycota; Dothideomycetes; Mycosphaerellales; Mycosphaerellaceae. The record is from RefSeq and is a predicted model, not a curated record. Bases 85 to 318 code for a protein of 77 amino acids.